This is a messenger RNA of Penicillium subrubescens, 1731 nucleotides long. RefSeq lists its product as uncharacterized. Lineage: Eukaryota; Fungi; Ascomycota; Eurotiomycetes; Eurotiales; Aspergillaceae. The transcript is spliced from 2 exons. The record is from RefSeq and is a predicted model, not a curated record. The coding region runs from base 1 to 1731 and encodes 576 amino acids. Gene Ontology annotation, molecular function: catalytic activity.
AUGACCCACACCAGACAUGAGACUGUGCCGGGAGACGAUGUCUAUGGCCCGGGGACAUUCAUCGACAAGAAUGUGCUCCCAGCUUCCGAGGACGCUAGACGAAUCUUCGAAUUGCUUGCAACAAGGACACCAGGAUUCACCAAAGACGCGGGUCUAUGGGACACGGUCAAAUUCGAAGGCCGACCGAGCCCUAUGAUCCCUGGACCCAUGAAAGCGCCUCUCGUAUCUGCUGCACUACACGCAAUGUGUGGAUUGGUCGGCAAUGAAUUGCUUGAACUUCGUGAUGGAAAGCCCGCGAACCGAAGCAGUGUAACAGUCAAUACAGACCACGCUGGCAUUUGGCUAGGGUCGACCUUUACCACGUACGUGGAAGGCUCGGAUAUUUCCACUCUAGCCCGAAAUCGCUCUCUAUCAAAGAUUUUCGCGAGGGAUUUCGAGCAAGGAUUUGGGGUUGGCCCAUUGGCUGGGCGAGCAACAGCGCUUUAUCCUACAAAGGACCCUCGAGUGUGGUAUCAACUUCAUGGAUCACUUGAUGCGUGCAAGACCCUCAGAUCAAUGGGGGUUGAUAUGGAGACUCCGUUGCAGUCUCUCGCAGAAGGGUACAAUUAUAUCAAGGACCAUGUUGAGAAAUGGAGCGCAGAUGAGUUGGAGAUGCACAAUGUGAGGCAUGGACUGUGUGGGAGUAUCUGUUAUUCACCUGAAGGAUGGAGGAAAACUGAGAUGGGCAAGCGUCUGGCUGCUGAUCCACUGGUGAAUUAUACCCACGAGUCUUAUGCCCACCCGACACCUCCUAUUCCUCUGCUGAAGAGUUCCGAUCGCCGCCCUCUGGCUGGAAUCAAAGUUCUCGAAAUGGUGCGCAUCAUCGCAGGCCCGACUAUUGGUGUGACUCUCGCCUCGUUUGGUGCCGAUGUGAUUCGCGUCAAUUGUAGCAGGCUAGUGGACUUGAACGUGCUCCAACUGACUCUUAACGCGGGAAAACGCACUGUCGAUCUCGAUAUCAGCAAAGAGAACGAUAUGAACACCCUCAGGGAACUUCUGAAUGACGUGGACGUCUUUAUCCAAGGGUUCCGAUAUGGGUCUCUUGACAGGAAGGGGCUUGGAUUACAAAGCUUGCUCGAAACUGCUGCGAAGCGCAACAAGGGUAUCGUCUAUGUAGAUGAAAACUGUUAUGGAGCUCAUGGGCCGUUCGCGGAGAGACCUGGAUGGCAGCAGAUCGGAGAUGCUGCCUCUGGAGCGUCAUAUGUGAUGGGCAGAUUUUGGGUAUAUGAAGAGGGAACCAGUGUUCUUCCGCCUCUCCCCGUCUCAGAUAUGAUGACCGGGGUCGUUGGUGCUUUGGCAACGAUGCUGGCUAUUCGAGACCGUGUGUUGAAAGGAGGGUCGUACCAUGUUGUGAGCUCACUGGUUGCAGGUGAUACAAUUCUUCUCUCCCCUGAAGUUGGACUUUACCCAAUGGACGUGGCGCAGAAGACCCUUGACGAUUUUAAGUUUGAGCGCUCGUCGCCAGAUCAAUUUGUCUCUGAGAUAUUGCUCCAGGUAGUUGAUGGCUGGAAACGGGUUUUCCCAGAAUAUUUGGCACGAGAGUCUCCAUUUAUGGCAAGCUUUAAGGACACGCCUUGGGGGCAAAUGGAGAUUCUCAAACCAGUUGCAAAGUUGGCAGAUGAGGAGGCAACUCCUCGAUGGAAGACAGGUCCAGUUCCGAUAUGCCAAAACAGUAACAUUAGCUGGGCGUGA